Messenger RNA from Vitrella brassicaformis, 1782 nucleotides. Lineage: Eukaryota; Vitrellaceae. The record is from the annotation of a GenBank genome assembly.
CGCAAAGAUCUGCGCGUUCUGAAGACGAGAAUGAGCUGCAUAUGGCCCGCCGAUGAAGCCUUAGUGACAUCAGCUCAAAGAUCUGUAGAGCAGUGACCAGAGAAUGAUGCUGCUGUUCAGCCUGGCGUCGCUGGCCCAAUCUGUUCCAUCCCUCCCCUCAUUCGUCCCUCCCCCGCUGCACAGCAACCCUUCAGAUGUCGGCCACAGUCCACACAGGCCGCUGAGAGCCCUCUCUGCUGACCAGGACACAACGCCUCUCUUUCGAUUGCAGUCCCACACGACGCCGGCCAACACAUCAGCAGCGGCACCAGCAGCAGAGAUGCUUGUCACGACAACACUGUCGCCAGCAGGUUUGUCAGGAGGCAUGACGGCCGGCGUCGCCCCAUCGCCCGCAUCCAUCACAGGCGGCAUGCUGCACCCCCUCGCUCCAGCGUCCGACGCACCGCCCCCGGCCAACGAGCAGCAGCCUGAGAUGGGUGGUGAGGAGAGGGGGCGUGAAGGUCUGAUGAAGUUCCUGAGCCUGCCGCACAAGCGUCGGCGGAAGGGCGAUGGUGAGGGUGGCGAGGGUGUGGCCAACAACGUGUACAUAGGGGAGGGGAGCGGGGUCAACGGGGAGGGCGCGGGGCCGUUCAUCGAAGUCGUCGUCAGAUGUGAGUUGGCCGAUAAAGAGAGGGGAGGGAUGGCGGAAGGAAUGGCCCAUUGCAUGACAUGAAUACACAUGUGCGUACGUAUUGUGUGGUGUGUGCUUGGUUUCAGACACGGGCGGUAUGGGUCUGAAGCCCUACUUCCGUGCCACGCGUGAGAUCCUGUCGCAGGAGUUCCCCGAGGCGUACGUCACCAAGGAGAUCAUCAGCGCAAAAUCAACACGGUGAGGCGUUUGAUGGAUCGUGCAGACGUAUGCAUUCACAAAGUGUGCGUUGUGCAGUGACGAGGGGCUCUUUGAGAUCCUGAUAGACGGAUACUCGGUAGGGCACAGAGUCAGAGAGACGCACAGAGGAACGGGUUGCGAUCGUGUCCGUGUGUGUGUGUGUGUGUGUGUCUGUGCUCACAGAUAUAUCAGAAAAAGAAGAAAAAGAAGGCGGUGUACCUGGAGAUGGAGACCCUCAAGCAAAUGAUCGAACGCGCCAAACGAAGGUGGGUCACAAUAAAGAAGCACAGCGCCUUGGCGAGGCCUUGACCCUUGUCAGGCUUGCUUUCUCUCCGUGUGCAUUUCAUGUAGGCGUCGGCCGUCAUCGGUGGUAGCGUCUCGUCGGCGGCUGGUCAAUCUCAACGACGAUGACUGGCACGAACAAUAAAUGAACAGGCCGAGGGCUGUGCCCAAGACAGAGAUGAGCGGACAAGAGAGAGAGAGGGCUGGUCGUGUGUGGGUGGUGCGGGUACCUCUCUAGUCGUCCAUGCAUGUAUACUGACUGAUUCAUUUGUCGAGCUGUCUUACAACACGUCCGCGCACGGCCUGCCUCUGCCUGGUCCUGGCCAGGCGGCCGCGAACCGUGCGCGGAAGGGCUGUGAAGACAGCGUGGCAAAUCGAUACAAAGGGCUGUCUUGUUGCUUUCGGUCUUUUGCUUUGUGAUGGUUGGGAUGUCCCCCUCACUCAUUCGUCCUGCAGUCUGGGCGCCGAAAGUCUGCAGUAAUCACAUCCCUUGCACAACACAAGAGAUGCGAUUCUUGCAUACGGGACACGCACGUCUUGACAGGCGGGGUGUGGUGACGAGAGGACAGGGAAUUGACACAGAAUUGACGGCCCACGCGUGUGCGUGCGAGGUCAAGUCCUACUCAUGUAUG